AUGAUGCAGUGGUCGAUGGCAUAUGGAAUUCCAGCCGCCAUUGCCAUCUCCAGUGGAUGGUCCAACUUUGUGAAGCAUGUGCAGACUUACCGGGCUCUCCACUACUGGUGGGUUCCAGAUUCGACCUUCAUCGAUAUGUUGCCCGAGCAGUUGAUUUUUGCUCGCCACAGUGCCAAUGAGUGGCUGAUGGGAGACAAGAAGACUGGAGGUGCAAGAAGCUACGUGUCCAAGAUGGUGAGCAGCAACUUGCAAUCCAAGGCCGGGAAGGUGCGAGAGUUCGUGUCCAAGAUCAACUUUGAGCUACCGGAAGUGCAGAAGCUCCUGCUGGAGCUGGGGCAGUCCUCCGCCUACAACGUGUCCUGCCAGUGGAUGCGAGACCACCGAGCCAGGUGGUCAGCCUGGAAACCCGUGGAGACCAGCUGCUAUGAAGGCUUUGGCUUGGUCGAUGCGUUUGGAGGCUUCGUCUCGAACAGGACAAGUGCAGUUGGAUGCGGCCUGUGCCAGGCAGGAACUGCAUCGGAGGAGCUCAUUGAUGAUGUGGGAAGAACCUUCCAAUGCAAACAAUGCCCUCCUGGCUACAGUCAAUCAAACACAUACUCCACCCAAUGUUAG
This is a messenger RNA of Durusdinium trenchii, 612 nucleotides long. The record is from the annotation of a GenBank genome assembly. Lineage: Eukaryota; Dinophyceae; Suessiales; Symbiodiniaceae.